This is a messenger RNA of Filobasidium floriforme, 3799 nucleotides long. Its product is annotated as Symplekin tight junction protein C terminal-domain-containing protein. NCBI's taxonomy places the organism in Eukaryota, Fungi, Basidiomycota, Tremellomycetes, Filobasidiales, Filobasidiaceae. Gene Ontology annotation, cellular component: mRNA cleavage and polyadenylation specificity factor complex. The transcript is spliced from 16 exons. Bases 85 to 3696 code for a protein of 1203 amino acids. The record is from RefSeq and is a predicted model, not a curated record.
CUCUUGUAUAGUCUCAUUGCUGGACGAGAACCUGCCGGUAUCCCCUCGAUCGAUUUAGCGUAUCCGUUAUAUGGUUGGGCCAGGAUGUCGCUCUAUUCCGAUAAUGCACCCGACCAGGAUCCAUACCAGGCGCUCACGGUAGCUUUGGGAAAGCCGGCAGAGUCAAAGGAACAGGUCGAAGCUCUUUUGGUGGUAUCGGAUCUACUGGAUAAACGCCCGGCUGGAGUAACGGAGUUCUGCUUGCCUCUCUUCGAGGCCAUCAAACACACGGGAGAUACAGCUUUGAAGCGAUGGGUGUUGAACAGCAUUGCCUUUGGGUUGGGACGAAGCAGUUUGUCGAUGGAAGUCAAGACGACUAUUGCAAGCACGGUUUUGUCAGACAUGGUCCAGUUAUUGCAAGAUCCAUCUCCUGCUAUCGUCAAGCUGGCGGUACAAUGUUUGAGUUGCAUGUAUCCUCUGUUGUUCAGGUCUCUUUGUCUGGCCCGGCCACCUCGAGAAGACCAAUGGCAGCUCUUGACGGCGGCCAAGACUCAGAUUCUCUCUUUUGCUCUCGCCAUCUCAAUUGAGCCGGCCACUCUCGGUCAACCUAAGGAUGUCAAUGUGGGAAUACGCUCGUUGGCGUGGAAGUUCAUCCAGCGAUCCCUCAUGGUAGCCACACGAGGAGGAAGUGCCGAUCCAAGACUUCAAUCGCAAAAUAAGGAUGACCCGAACCUCAAUCUCGUUCCCCCUACGCAUCCCUUCAUUAAGACGAUGGACCUGAUGAACGAGACGAACCAGCUGUUGGCCCAGAUUAGCCAGGCUAUGACAAAUAGCACGGAGACUGCGGUUCUACAGCCUAUCCUCAACUUGAUCCCUCCGCUACUCAAAGCCAGACCAGCGUUGGCCACGAACCUCGUCCCCUCUCUCACUGCCUGGACCCCAUCGGCUAUGCAGGGGGCAAAUAGAUCCGCCAGUCAGAUCCGAUCGGUCGAAAAGGCGCUCAAGGUGACCAUGGUCCAUCUGUUGAGGACUGGAAUGUUUCCCGCGUUUGGUGCUCAGCUGAAUGAUGCGCUGAGCAAGCAAAAUGCUCGAACGAGCGCUGCCCUAAAGGCAGAGAAGGCUGCACGCUACGAAGCCGCCGCUCGCCGAGUCCAAGCUUCCGCGUCUUCGACCACUGUCAAGCGAGAGCACGAUCAGGUUGGAGCGGCAUUGACAGACGGACAACCUUCAGCGGGGAAGCGCCAAAGGGUCGAAGUUGAUGGCGCGGUACUGUCCGGCGGGCGCCCUGGGGACGGUCUUGGACCCGAUGUCGAUGUCACCAAGCUGGACUUUGACGUCAUGCUGGAGCUUCUCUUUGUCACCUUGAAUGCCAUGGACGAGAAUGCAGUCCGGAAUGCAAUCGAGCAAAGCCGCCAUAGACUGCGAGGAACCGAUGCCCCACACCACCUUGCGCUAGCAAGAUCUUUGGGUGCAUCCUCGUCAACCAUCCCAGUCGUCCAGUCUACCCAGGUUGCACCUUCAGCGGUACAGAACUCAACUUUGGCAUUGCCAUCGCGACUCCAAGAGGACGAACCCGACGACAUGCUGCUUGAUCCGCUCGAUGAGGACUCUGCGAUCCCUUCGGCUGCUGUGAUGAGCGCCGACCGAAAGAUUGGCAUCAAGCUAGAAGAAGGCCCCGCUCAGGACCCGCUGAACAUGGUGGUGGAAGACGAAGAACCCGAAGGAGUACCGGAGAUCGUGAUACCGGAGGAAGUACCCCCAACGGAAGGUCCGAUAGAUGAAGCUCUGCCCAUGCGUUUCAUCGACUUUAGUUUGCCAGAAGUGGAGAGUCUGGAUGAUCAGGGUCGGCAAGAAAUGGUCUUGCAGGUCAUGAGACGAAUAUGCAAGACUGGGGGUGAUGUCCAACAGCAGAUGGCUGAAGAAACGGACGUGCGAAUGCUGGACGAGGACAGUGAGGCCAUCCAAGGUCUCGCCGGUCCGAUGAUUUCUCCCAAAGAGAUGUGGGUAUUGCUGCUAGCUCGGAUGGCAAGUCGAUCAAGCGAACCGCGGGUCUCCCCCAAAAGAGAAUCAGGCGAAAACUCGUCUGCGUCCGACAACGACUGGGUAAGAAAGGCCCUGUGCGACUAUGUGAUGGAAGAUUUCGCAUCCAGAUCUAAGCUAGCGAGAGUCUGGUUGAACGAGGAGUGGUACAGCGAACAGAUCGCGCCUCCAGAACAGGCCAUCGGAUCCUCGUACGCGAAAUGGUUGAAGGUCUUGUUGUCCCGAUAUCUGGAAAAGAUCGAAGAUGGCGAUAGCUCGGACAACUCCUUGAGCUCCUUCUUGAUUGAUCUACCAGACCUGCCGCAAGAGAUAUUGGAGAUUCUGCGUGGGCUUUGCGAACAGACUCAGAGUGCCGCUGUUGGCCUUUCGACUCUGAGAGAUAUUGUCACGCUGAGACCUCCUCUGCGGCAAGCUGCGAUGGGUCUUCUGCUGGAUAUGACAACACAUGCCGACCGCAAGAUCCGAUUAAUCGCGAUCAACACCGCCAAAAGAUGGGUUCCCGAUUCCAAGGCAAUGAGCGAUAUGGUUUUGUCUUUCGCAAAGUCAACUUUUUCGAAGCUCAAGCGGCCAUCCGAUUCGGACGACUCAAAGACAGAGGCAGACGGGGCCAUGUAUACCUACCUGCCUCGGGAACUUCCUCAGCCCGCCAGCCAAGAAUUGGUGCAGCAGCAUGUAGAGCUACUCUUCGCGUUGAGCGUUCGAGAGCCUCAGCUACUUGACGAGAUUUUUGCGACAUAUUCCAAAUGUGAAGAAUCUGUACAAGAGGCAUUGAAGGCCAUCUCUACCCCGCUGAUCCGAUCACUGGGCUCGAAGCACGUCAAAAUGCUGGAAUCCCUUCGACACUUCCCGCCCGAAUCCGAGGCGUUUGCGCUACACGUUCUCACAGUAUUUACUGAUACCGCCCGACCGAGCCCUGGGCUGGUCACUGUCAUCAAGGAAUUGGCAGAGGAGCGAGAACUCUCCCCGCAAUUCCUUAUACCCAUUGCUUCUCAGAUGAAUAGGGCCGAGCUUUAUCGCUUCUUGCCGCGAAUCCUCAGCGUGCUCUCCGAAUCACCAGCGGAAAAGCGCGAAACAAUCAGAACCGUCUUCAGAAACAUCAUACCCAUCUCAGAUAUCCGUGCGUCGACAAAUCUGCCGAAGAGCAAGCCAGAAGAGCUCUCGGCUGCAGAUCUGCUAGUGCUCUUGCACGAGGAGGAAAAAUCGAUCGGCGUGUCUGCUGCUAAAGAAGCAAUCGAUAUCUGUUUCACGCUCACGGACCGCUUCCCGUCGGAGGUCAUGGCGGUCGUCAUGCAACGAAUUAUCGACUCGGUUUCCUUGCCCAUCCUAUUCAUGCGAACGGUCAUUCGGUCCGUUCAAACGUACAAGAGCCUUGUCGGCUAUGUCUCUACUACACUUUUAUCACGGCUUAUUACCAAAAAGAUCUGGACAGUCCCCCAGCUAUGGGUCGGCUUCAUGCAUUGUGUCAAAGCGAUAGCUCCUGCCAGUUUCGGAGCCUUGAUGCAACUGCCACGAGAACAGCUUAAAGAGUUGAUCGACAAACAGCCGUCAAUCAAGCCUGCGCUAUAUCAAUACGUUGUGCAAAAGGCCGGAGUCGCCAAGGCACAGAGUCUCGCAGAUCUCUUUGGCAACCUUCCUCAAGCUAAUCCACCGCAACAACCCAUCUCUACAGUCACCUGAAGUGUCGACACGAUAUCAUGGCAUAACGAACGAUUUUUGUAACGAAAACAUCCUGGUUGUACACAUUUAUUCAACGCAUCAAUCGAUCAGCAAAUGCUUGUCU